UUACUUUAGUUUUAGUUUAGCCUAACAUGUUCCAAGAGAAUUAUUAGGGUGUGAAUUAACAGAAAAAAUACAUAGUACAGUAGAUUUGUUCAGUUUAUUUGUCUAUAAGCAUUAGGCCUAAAUUGAGAUUAUAUAUUUUUCUAGUGAAAUUGGAAGGCACUCAAUCAAUUUUAACACCUUUAAAUUGUACACUGAAUCUAGAUAUGCGAGUACUUAGGUAAAUGUCAGCACUCUAGGCGAUAUCAUGGAAAAUAAAUAUUCAGUUUCUGAGUUACUGCAAUAAGGAGAUGGAUCUGCAAGAUGAGUUUAGCUUCUCCUAGAGCGGUAAAGGCGUUAGCUUUGGUGGUCGUGGUGCUGAUAGUACUGCAGUACACGUAUACAACGUUCUUUGAAUCUCGUUGGAUCGAACCUCUCUUCAUAUUCAACUCGUCUCUGUUGGGGAAGAAUCACAUCUACGUGUUCCCUGGACACAUGAUAAACAACAGUGACAAAUCCAAUGCAAAUUCCUCAGAAACUCAGGUUUUAUAUGAUCACAAGGGACCACUGCCACUUUGUCCACCAGUGCCUCCUAAUUUAGUUGGUCCGAUGAAAGUGAUUAAGGACAUAGUUCCCGCUGAGGACAUUGCUCGUCUGUUCCCGGACCUCCAGCCUGGUGGACAGUGGCAGCCCCGGAACUGCACGGCUCGUGACCACGUAGCCAUUAUUGUGCCGUACCGUAACCGCGAGGCACAUCUGUAUAUACUUCUGCGCAACCUACAUCCUAUGCUGCAGAGGCAACAAAUCGACUACGGGAUAUUCAUCAUUGAGCAAGCAGGAGAAGGGCCAUUCAACCGAGCAAUGCUGUUCAAUGUCGGGUUUUUGGAAGCUCUUAAGGUCCGAGACUUUGAUUGUUUCAUAUUUCACGACGUUGAUCUCAUUCCUGAAGACGAUAGAAAUUUUUAUACAUGUCCAGAGCAACCUCGUCACAUGUCCGUAGCUGUUGAUGUUUUUAGUUACAAGUUGCCUUAUGCAGAUCUGUUUGGGGGAGUGAGUGCCAUGACCAGGGAACAGUUUGAACAAGUGAAUGGCUUCAGCAACAUGUUCUGGGGAUGGGGAGGAGAGGACGACGACAUGUCGUCACGUCUGAGGAACUCCGGGCUACACAUAUCCCGCUACCCUAACAACAUAGCACGCUACACCAUGCUCACUCACCGCAAGGAGAAAGCCAACCCCAAGAGGUACGAGAAGCUGUACAACAGCCACAAACGCAUGAGUGUGGACGGCAUCAACAGCAUCCAGUAUAAGAGGCUUUCCCUCAAGUUUGGGAAAUUAUUCACCUGGGUGUUGGUAGAACUGGCUGGCGGCAGCUGAUGGUCGGCCUGGGCUCGUCUUUGGGCCCCGCAGCAUCUACUGUGAUAUUCCUCCACACUACGUAAUACGUGAUAUCGAUUAGUCGUUUGCAGGUAUCAUGCAGUGUUUCAGUUUCCGACAUUGAUAAUAAGGCUUUAGAGUUUGGUAGCUUCAAAAGGAAAUAUUGGUUGUUGAAAAGUGAAGUAUUUCUUUGAAUUGUUAGUUAGUAUUUUAAAUAUUGAGACUUAACUGGAGGUAAAGUGAUUUUAUACGUGACGUUUUGUCGACUUCUUAGUUUUAGUUUUUUUUUUUUUUACUGAGAAACUUUAUUUUUAUGGUUCAGUUGAUUAAACUUAAGUUUUUACAAUGUUGUAACUUACAAGUUACUAUUGGAUCAAGCAAUUCACAUGACAUGUUUAAUUAUUUUUUCAGGGUUUUUAGGAGUACAGGAUCUAUUGAAUAAGUUAUAGUGUAUUUUAGGUAUCUUUUACUGAAUUUAAUUCAUGAUAAAUAAGAUAGGUAAACAUAAUGGCAAGACUCAGU
This is a messenger RNA of Macrosteles quadrilineatus (aster leafhopper), 1872 nucleotides long. Its product is annotated as beta-1,4-N-acetylgalactosaminyltransferase bre-4-like. The transcript is spliced from 8 exons. NCBI's taxonomy places the organism in Eukaryota, Metazoa, Arthropoda, Insecta, Hemiptera, Cicadellidae. Bases 301 to 1350 code for a protein of 349 amino acids. Gene Ontology annotation, molecular function: N-acetyl-beta-glucosaminyl-derivative 4-beta-N-acetylgalactosaminyltransferase activity. The record is from RefSeq and is a predicted model, not a curated record. Gene Ontology annotation, biological process: carbohydrate metabolic process; glycosphingolipid biosynthetic process.